CCAUUGCAAUAAAAUGUACAAAUUCGUGAGUGUCUUGUGCUCUGCUCUGCUGUUGAGCUAUGUCUUGGCCCGUCCGCAGGAUGCGCGCGCCGCUGGACCAAUAACAACAACAACAACGCCGGCCAGCAUCAUACAGCAGGAUAAUGUGAACAAUGCCGAUGGCAGCUUCAACAGCAGUUAUGAGACAUCGAAUGGCAUAAGGGUGGAGAACAUUGGCUACCUGAAGAAGAUCAUUAUACCGAGGACGGAGACCGGCGAUGGCCAGGUAAUUGAGGAGCACGAAGAGCUCGUACUGGUGCAAUCUGGCUCCUACAGCUACAGCGAUCCCGAGGGCAAUCUCAUCACACUACGCUAUGUGGCCGACGAGAAUGGCUUCCAGCCAGAGGGAGAUCAUCUGCCAGUUGCGCCGCAAUAGUUGCGUCAACCGGGCGUAUGUGUUAUUAAGUAAUUAGCAUUAAGUAUGUAUGUAUAUCCUAUAUCGUAUAAAGUAUUACGUACUGGAGAUAGCACCGCACUGCCCUAUGCCAUACGAAAGAUACGAUGGGUUUCCAAUUAUUCAGUCCUGG
Messenger RNA from Drosophila montana, 566 nucleotides. RefSeq names its product Cuticular protein 49Ag (gene Cpr49Ag). The record is from RefSeq and is a predicted model, not a curated record. Lineage: Eukaryota; Metazoa; Arthropoda; Insecta; Diptera; Drosophilidae. Gene Ontology annotation, molecular function: structural constituent of chitin-based larval cuticle. Bases 14 to 415 code for a protein of 133 amino acids. Gene Ontology annotation, cellular component: chitin-based extracellular matrix. The transcript has 2 exons.